This is a messenger RNA of Sclerotinia borealis F-4128, 675 nucleotides long. The record is from the annotation of a GenBank genome assembly. Lineage: Eukaryota; Fungi; Ascomycota; Leotiomycetes; Helotiales; Sclerotiniaceae.
AUGCCCGUCAUUAUUCCCUCGAAAAACCAGAUCGAAAUUGCAUGCGCGAAAUCUCUCGCGGAUUUCGAACGUGAUUAUUUACCUCCUCGAUCUGAAUAUGCGUCUUAUACCCCGUUACCCAAAACUGGUGAUUCAAAAUUUGCAAAAACAUAUCAAUUGAAAUUGUAUAUGUCCAAAACACUUCCAGCAAAAGAUUUAAAGUCGUGUUUGGAUUUGAUAGAGAGGACUUCGGGGAAACAUUAUAGGGGGAGUAGAAAGGGGUGGAAUGUGGGGAGGAAGAGGAGGGAGAUGAGGUUGUGGGAUUUGAGGUAUUUGGUUGUUAGGGAGGGAGUAAAGGAAGGGGAAGGGGAAGGGGAGGGGGGUUCUGAGAUUGAUUGUGGGGGUGAGGGUGGGGAGUGGGAGGAUUUGGAUGUGGAGAGGGGUGAGAGUGAAGAGGGAGAGGGAGAGGGAGAUGAGAAGGAGGGUGGUGCAGAGGAAGAUGGAGAGGAGAUGGAGAAAAUGGAGGAGAAGAUUGUAGAAAAAGGGGAAAUUAAGGGAUUUAUGAGUUUCAUGCCUACCUUUGAGGAUGAGAUCGAGGUAUUAUAUCUAUAUGAAAUCCAUCUCGAAGAUGAAUUACGCAGGUCUAGGCACGCACCUAAUGACUCUCCUAACGCACAUAGCACACGCAAUCCCUAG